Messenger RNA from Botrytis porri, 2550 nucleotides. RefSeq lists its product as uncharacterized. Lineage: Eukaryota; Fungi; Ascomycota; Leotiomycetes; Helotiales; Sclerotiniaceae. The record is from RefSeq and is a predicted model, not a curated record. Gene Ontology annotation, biological process: regulation of DNA-templated transcription. The coding region runs from base 1 to 2550 and encodes 849 amino acids. The transcript is spliced from 2 exons. Gene Ontology annotation, molecular function: zinc ion binding; DNA-binding transcription factor activity, RNA polymerase II-specific.
AUGUCGCACUCUUUUAAUCAAAACAUCAGACCUGCACCAACGCAUCAACGAGUCUCUCGAGAAGAAACCUCCAAUCAUCAUCAGUCGGUUCAACCUUCAUCAGUAGGGGAGACAGCUCACCUUUCAACUCGUUUACCUCUCUAUCCGGAUUUUUCGAGUCAAGAUGUUCUGGAUCGCGUCAAUUCUAUCACAACUUCGACACUUGCACCAGCAAGCACUUUGGCACCACUGAGCUCGAUUCCUGACACUAUGUCUACACAUCCGUCUCAUCUCCACAAUGGGCCGGAAGUCAUUCCCCGUCAUCUACGACCAAGAAGCGGCAAUUAUCGUUCUCUCCCUCCCGCUGGACAAGACACUGGGGUAACACAUACACCAACAAGCGGCGCGAAUCGUUCUCCCCCUCCAGCUGUACGAGACGCUUCGGUACCACAUACACCAGCAAGCGCUGCACCUGAUCAUUCUUUCCGCUCAACGGCUUGGGACAAUCCGGUAGCUUAUGCAACAGAUAAUAGAUUGCCGUAUCCUGUCAGUCGCCCUCAAACUGCUCCAGAUAACUCCAUGUCGCAACAUGCACCAGCAGGUGGCAGAUCCAAUUUAUAUCCCUCCCGCCCAGCGGAUUCAGAAAACCCCCUAGCAUAUGCAUCAAAUAAUGAAUCGCGAUAUUCUCGCAAUGCUACCCGAGGUGUUUCUCAGCUGAGCAUAUUGGAAGAUCUUCGCCGUGACCAUCAGAUUGUCCUAGAUGAUCGUGUGUUACGUCAUAUAAGCCAUGUUUCCCAAGAAGUUUCAGACAAUCGCGCCCCGCAUCAAACAUACCCCCAAGGCCAAUACCCCGCAAUCGAAACGUCUAGCUCGUACAGUGUAGCACAACGUUGGGACUCAAACAUUCGUCCAUCUGCCUACCAAGAACCCUAUCGUCCCUAUGCAAAUAAUGGACCAAAUUAUUCUGGACAGUAUCAGGAGCCUGUUCAAAGUGGCAGAUCCAUGCCGGCAGGAUAUGAUGCACCUCCCCACCAUUCUUUCCGUGAUGGUAGAGACUAUUCGCAACAACCUCCUGCUCCUCCUACAUAUCGACACCAUUCUUAUCAGGAUAGUAGAGGCUACCCACAACAGCAACCCCCUCCUCCAACUCGACACCAUUCUUAUAAUGAUGAAAGAGGCUAUUCGCAACAGCAACACCCUGCUGCACCGUCUCAUCAUUCUUAUCAAGAUAACAGAGGCUAUCCACAACAACAACUCCCUCAUCCAUCUCACUAUCCUUAUCAUGACGGUAGAGGAUAUCCACAAGAUCAACCUCCUGCUGCACAACCGCCUCUAAGACAGAGUGCUCCUAGGCAAAGAACCGCAAUCGCAUGCAAAUAUUGCAGAAGACGCAAGAUUCGUUGCUCAGGUUUUACCGCUGAUGGCUCCGGAGGCCAAUGUACUAAUUGUGCCCGCUUCAAACAGGAAUGUGUUUUUACUCCUGUAUCCUCAGCACAGGCAUUUGUACCUCUUAUUGCCCUGACUGAGGCGCUUAAUGGCAGAGAUAUAAAUCCGGGUGUUUUUGGUGCUCACGGGCAACGACUGCCAGGUGACUCCACGAAUCAAAACCCUGGGGAACCGUAUCAAGGAUAUCAUCCACAACAAGCCGCGCCCGGGCCACAAAUGCCAUACAAUCAUCAACAAAUGCCACAGCAGGUGGCCCAUUAUCCGCCACAAAAUGCCGCCCAAUAUGCGCCCCAACAUAUGCAACAGCGUGUUCACCCAACACAUCUCCCACCUAUGAACAGAUCGCCUCAUGAUCGGGAUACCUUGCCUUCUCCGACAGGCUCAAUACCCCGACAAACACCUCUAACACAUCUCCCUUCUUUGCCUAACAGAUCACCAUAUGAUCAGGGUAAUACCUUACCCUCUCCGACAGGCUCAAUACCUCGACAAACACCUUUAACACAUCUCCCUUCUUUGCCUAACAGAUCACCAUAUGAUCAGGGUAAUACCUUACCCUCUCCGACAGGCUCAUUGGAUUCUCAAAAGCGUAAGCGCGAGGCAGAUGAGCACCACUUUGCUAGAGCGGCGCCACCUGCCCCUGGUCAGUUCUCCGGAUACAGCCGAGAGAAUAAUGCUCCGUCCCGCAUAUCAUCAUCCCUUCAAGAGCAAUACCAACAUCGUGCCUUCGUUCAAUCCACUCCUACUCGCCAAUAUGGACACCAACAAGGAGAGAACGCUCUAGCAUACCGACCUAUGGAAGAUGGUCGACAAUCGACCCAAUGGGCCUCGGUCAACUCGAAUGAAGCACCACGAAAUAAUCCCUCUCCGAAUGGUUCAUCGUCAUCAUUUCAUUCCCAGAAUCCAAGCGGCCAUCACCAACCUAGUCAGGUAUCUCCUUAUCGAUCCGAGUCUGCUCAAUUUCCUCUAGCAUCCCCUGCUAGAACAAACUCUGGAGGUGGAAAUUAUGAUCGAGUGGCAAGAGAAACUGAACGUCCUAAUCAGAUGAACAUCGCAAAUAUUGUGGAACCCGAUGACAGUGAUGUUGACCGAGAUAUGCUCAGACGUUUGGGUAGUAAUAGACCUUAG